AUGCAGUUGUGUCCUAAGACCGCCUCCUCCUGGCGGGGAAACCCGUCGCUCCCCUCCCGGGCCUGUAGGCAUUUGUCUGGUCUGACUGGCGGUGCUUAUACGGCUUAUGGAGAAGCUGCCCUGUCUGUAUCAGAUCUCUUCGCGUUGGAUGUGGAGCCCUACCGCUACAGCGGGGUCAACAUGACAGGAUUCCGUAUCCUAAACACAGAGAACAGCCAGGUGUCCUCCAUCAUUGAAAAGUGGUCCAUGGAGCGUCUGCAGGCACCUCCUAAACCAGACUCUGGCCUGCUGGAUGGUUUCAUGACAACAGAUGCUGCCCUGAUGUAUGACGCGGUACAUGUGGUGGCCGUGGCCGUACAGCAGUCUCCUCAAAUCACUGUCAGUUCACUCCAAUGUAACCGCCACAAGCCCUGGCGCUUUGGCAACCGCUUCAUGGCGCUCAUCAAAGAGGCCCACUGGGAUGGUUUGACCGGACGGAUAAAUUUCAACAGGACCAAUGGCCUGAGGACAGAUUUCGAUCUGGAUGUGAUCAGCCUGAAGGAAGAGGGGCUAGAGAAGAUUGGGACAUGGGAUCCUGCAAGUGGUUUGAACAUGACGGAAAACCAGAAGGGAAAGGCAGCCAAUGUGACGGAUUCUCUCUCCAACAGAUCGCUGGUGGUGUCCACUAUACUGGAAGAGCCUUACGUAAUGUUCAAGAAGUCAGAUAAGCCGCUAUACGGUAAUGAUCGCUUCGAGGGCUACUGCAUCGACCUGCUGCGAGAACUGGCUGCCAUCCUGGGCUUCACCUACGAAAUACGACUGGUGGAGGAUGGCAAGUAUGGAGCGCAGGAAGAGAGCACGGGCCAGUGGAAUGGCAUGAUCCAAGAACUGAUGGACCAUAAAGCUGAUCUUGCAGUGGCACCCCUGGCCAUCACGUAUGUGCGGGAGAAGGUCAUCGACUUUUCCAAACCCUUCAUGACACUGGGGAUAAGUAUACUGUACCGCAAACCCAACGGCACCAACCCGGGGGUGUUCUCCUUUCUCAACCCCCUGUCCCCUGACAUCUGGAUGUAUAUUCUGCUCGCUUACUUGGGUGUCAGUUGUGUGCUGUUUGUCAUAGCCAGGUUUAGCCCCUACGAAUGGUAUAACCCCCACCCGUGCAACCCUGACUCGGACGUGGUGGAAAACAAUUUCACCCUGCUAAAUAGUUUCUGGUUCGGAGUUGGAGCUCUCAUGCAGCAAGGAUCUGAGCUCAUGCCCAAAGCCCUUUCCACCAGGAUAGUAGGAGGCAUCUGGUGGUUUUUUACCUUAAUCAUCAUCUCCUCCUACACGGCCAACCUAGCCGCCUUCCUUACCGUGGAGAGAAUGGAAUCUCCAAUUGACUCGGCUGAUGACCUGGCCAAGCAGACCAAGAUUGAGUAUGGAGUGGUGGAGGAUGGCGCUACGAUGACCUUCUUUAAGAAAACAAAGAUCUCCACGUAUGAUAAGAUGUGGGAGUUCAUGAGCAGUCGAAGACAUUCAGUCAUGGUGAAGAGCAUCGAGGAAGGAAUUGAACGUGUACUCACCUCAGAUUAUGCUUUCCUUAUGGAGUCCACCACCAUCGAAUUUGUCACUCAGCGCAACUGCAACCUCACACAGAUCGGAGGCCUCAUAGACUCCAAGGCCUACGGAGUUGGCACCCCAAUGGGGUCCCCUUACAGAGAUAAGAUCACCAUCGCAAUCCUGCAGCUACAGGAAGAAGGGAAGCUUCACAUGAUGAAGGAGAAGUGGUGGCGAGGAAACGGCUGUCCUGAGGAGGAGAAUAAGGAGGCCAGUGCGCUGGGUGUCCAGAACAUCGGCGGCAUUUUCAUAGUGUUGGCUGCGGGACUCGUCCUCUCUGUGUUUGUGGCAGUUGGGGAGUUUCUCUAUAAGUCCAAACAAAACGCACAGCUGGAAAAGAGAUCCUUCUGCAGCGUCAUGGUGGACGAGCUAAGGGUUUCCCUCAAGUGCCAGCGCCGGCUCAAACACAAACCGCAGCCGCCGGUCAUGGUCAAAACGGAUGAAGUCAUCAACAUGCACACCUUCAAUGACCGAAGACUGCCAGGCAAAGAGACCAUGGCUUAAAACGGACACCAGCUCGCUCUUUCUUGAGCUUGGACAAGGAAACUUCACGGGGAGAAAUUUGGGCGGGGAGGAAGUCGGUUUUCUAUACGGGGAAGGGAUCUUAAAUGUCAUUUCAAACAAUUAGUUACUGAAAACAACAGCCGAAACGGAAACACAUUUCCUGUGGAAAUAAAUCGAGUCUGGGCAAAAUUUUAGUUACCUCAUCGGUCCAGAUCACCAAGACUGACCGGUGCCAGCGUUCAGGGUAACUUUUAGCAGGAAAUACACACACAGCUAGAGGAGUGUGACGGAAGGAGGUUUGUCUGCUCAUUAUGUUCAUAUUAUGUUUGGUUUGAUGACACACUUGGCUGUUGUCCAUCCACAGAGAGCAGCUGAGUCCUUUAGAGAGAACAAGGAGACGCAUCCUGACAAAUACAGAAGCAAAAGACGGACAGGUUUUUAACACAUACAGUAUCUGUGCUACUUUUAGGAGCAAAAAAAAAAAAAAGUACUCUGAAACAAUCAGUUCGCAGCACUCUUUGCUGAGCAGCACAGCAAUAUCACUGAAAUCAUUCAGCGUGCUUCACACCCACUCUCGCAAGCAAUGGAAGCAGGACACAGCAACAGGCAAUAUACCACUUUCAUUUCUUUGCAUUUUCAGGCCCCUGCUGAGUGUCACAAUGACUAAUGGUGAAUCUCACAAAAACAUGUUCGACUCGCAACAUAUUUCGACAUUUGUGUUUAUUUUAAGCAUAUUAAAACCAUUGCACAAUUGAAUAUUUCCUGUCCAAAUUUACAGUACCCUACAAAAAAUAUCAGUUUUUGUUCAAUUACAGUGAAAAUAUGUAAACAUGACUAAAAUAAGAUACUUUUAAUGGAGAAGCAACAUUUCAUAAGAUGAGACUUAAAUUGUCUGUGCAUUUUUUUUUUUACUUUAUUGUUUUUGUUGUUUUAAAUGUGCAGACGACAUAAUGCAUCUGCAUAUUUUUUUUUAUUACGCUUAUUAGUGAUUCUAUUCUACAGA
Sinocyclocheilus anshuiensis is the source of this 3085-nucleotide messenger RNA. RefSeq names its product glutamate receptor ionotropic, kainate 2-like. Gene Ontology annotation, biological process: monoatomic ion transport. Bases 1 to 2082 code for a protein of 693 amino acids. The record is from RefSeq and is a predicted model, not a curated record. Gene Ontology annotation, cellular component: membrane. NCBI's taxonomy places the organism in Eukaryota, Metazoa, Chordata, Actinopteri, Cypriniformes, Cyprinidae. The transcript has 12 exons. Gene Ontology annotation, molecular function: ligand-gated monoatomic ion channel activity; signaling receptor activity.